Klebsormidium nitens is the source of this 1284-nucleotide messenger RNA. Lineage: Eukaryota; Viridiplantae; Streptophyta; Klebsormidiophyceae; Klebsormidiales; Klebsormidiaceae. The record is from the annotation of a GenBank genome assembly.
CAGGUAAGCCAGGGACUGCUUUCUAAAAACAGGUGUAAGACCGCUCAGAGUAUCUUCCGCACUUAAGAAGCAGGGUUUCCUUCGGAAUGUGCUUCGUUUGAGCACCAUGCGAUCUGCCAGCCUGAGUGUUAUAGCAAGCAGCUAGCUUGGUAAAGGAGACAGCCUCCACAUUGCCGUCCUUGUCGCAGCUCGCCCCUUACAAAGCACAGCUUUUCUUCGGUCAAUCGCCACAAUCAGGACAAUUGCCAUUUCAAAGCUGCAACUACAAACCUCUCAAGUUUCAGAUCACUGACGAUUCUCUAGAAAACUCAAUCCAGCUCAACACACAAUGGCUUCCGUUGCUAUGAUGUCCCGCACUGCGGCCGCUGCCGGCCUCGGUAGCGCCCAGCUCACCGCCUCCUCCCGUCAGCUCACCCGCCCUGUCGCGCUCCCUGCUCUCCCUAUCCGGGGGGGUGCUUUCCGCUGCAUGGCCAGCCCCCUGAAGGAUGCCGAGAAGAAUGUGGAUCAGACCAGGAGCAAGGUUGAGAGCUUCGUGGACAGCACCAAGGUUGACAUCAGCAAGGAGGGUGUUGAGCGCAGCCAGGAGCGCGACGCUGGGGAUGAGAAGCGGAGUGUCAUUGGAAGCAAGCCUGCCCCUGGAAACGAUCAGCUGCCCAGGCCUGAGGUCGAGAGGAGACCCGAGACUGGUGACAACAGCUUCGGAUCUGUCAUGGCCUUCGACGGUGUGGGCCCUGAGACCAUCAAUGGAAGAUUGGCUAUGCUUGGUGUGUUCAUCGCUCUUGGUGUGGAGCUGUCCACGGGCAUGACCAUCUGGGAUCAGGUGUUGGGCCCUGGGGCUGUUGAGCGUGUUGGCUGGUUCUUUGCCAUCACCCAGCUCAUCUUCACCGCCUCCCUGGUGCCUUUCUCCCGAAGGGAGUCUCCUGAUUCCCGCAGAGCUGGCCCUUUCACCGCCAAGGCUGAGAGGUGGAAUGGAAGGUUGGCCAUGCUUGGCUUUGCCGGCAUCAUUCUGACCGAGGUCGUCAAGCAGGGUCCUCUCCUCCCCCACAUCUGGUAGACAAUAUACACAUUUAGAUAGGAAUAACACUUCCAUUACAAAGUGUUGCAAUACACGGUGAAGGUUUGAUCUUGUAUACUUGGCACGCUGACCAGCUAGAAAAGUUGGUUGUUUUGGCACGCGUAGGGUAGAAUAAACAGCGUCUGUGCACAUAAACACUCUGCUAAAUGGUGUGAACAUCCUCAAAACAUACUUUUUCCCGUUCACCUUCCACUACUUCACCUAACCAG